CCCUCCCUCCCUUGCAGAAAUUCUGAGCGGAGUCAUUCGAAGCGUCAAAAAGGAUGGGGAGUGGAAGGUGCUCAUCAUGGACCACCCCAGCAUGCGCAUCCUGUCGUCCUGCUGCAAGAUGUCAGAUAUCCUGGCCGAGGGCAUCACCAUUGUCGAGGACAUCAACAAACGGCGUGAGCCCAUCCCCAGCCUGGAGGCCAUUUACUUGCUGAGCCCCACGGAGAAGUCAGUGCAGGCCCUGAUUGCAGACUUCCGGGGGACGCCGACCUUCACCUACAAAGCAGCACAUGUCUUCUUCACCGACACCUGCCCUGAGCCCCUGUUCAGCGAGCUGGGCCGCUCCCGUCUGGCAAAGGUGGUGAAGACGCUGAAAGAGAUCCACCUGGCCUUCCUGCCCUACGAGUCCCAGGUCUUCUCCCUGGACGCCCCCCACAGCACCUACAACCUCUACUGCCCCUUCCGGGCCGGGGAGCGGGCGCGGCAGCUCGAGGCCUUGGCCCAGCAGAUCGCCACACUCUGUGCCACACUUCAGGAGUACCCAGCCAUCCGCUACCGCAAGGGCCCGGAAGACACCGCGCAGCUGGCCCACGCCGUCCUGGCCAAGCUGAAUGCCUUCAAAGCAGACACCCCUAGUCUGGGCGAGGGCCCUGAGAAAACUCGCUCCCAGCUUCUGAUCAUGGACCGGGCGGCCGACCCCGUGUCCCCGCUGCUGCACGAGCUGACGUUCCAGGCGAUGGCCUAUGACCUGCUGGACAUCGAGCAGGACACAUACAAGUACGAGACCACGGGGCUGAGCGAGGCCCGCGAGAAGGCCGUGCUGCUGGACGAGGACGACGACCUGUGGGUGGGGCUGCGGCACAUGCACAUCGCCGACGUGUCCAGGAAAGUCACAGAGCUCCUGAAGACCUUCUGCGAGAGCAAGCGGCUGACCACCGACAAGGCCAACAUCAAGGACCUGUCACACAUCCUGAAAAAGAUGCCGCAGUACCAGAAGGAGCUGAACAAGUACUCUACACACCUGCAUUUGGCUGACGACUGCAUGAAGCGAUUCAAGGGGACGGUGGAGAAGCUGUGCGGGGUGGAGCAGGACUUGGCCAUGGGCUCCGACGCGGAGGGCGAGAAGGUCAAGGACGCCAUGAAGCUGAUGGUGCCGGUGCUGCUGGACGCGGCCGUGCCGGCCUACGACAAGAUCCGGGUGCUGCUGCUGUACAUCCUUCUGCGGAACGGUGUGAGCGAGGAGAAUCUGGCCAAGCUGAUCCAGCACGCCAACGUGCAGGCCCACAGCAGCCUCAUCCGGAAUCUGGAGCAGCUGGGAGGCACUGUCACCAACCCCGGGGGCCCCGGAGCCUCUGGCCGGUUGGAGCGGAGGGAGCGCUUGGAGCCCACCUACCAGCUGUCCCGCUGGACCCCCGUCGUCAAGGACGUGAUGGAGGACGCCGUGGAAGACAGGCUGGACCGGAAGCUGUGGCCCUUCGUGUCUGACCCCGCCCCCACCCCUAGCUCCCAGGCUGCGGUCAGCGCCCGCUUUGGCCACUGGCAUAAGAACAAGGCCGGCGUGGAGGCGAGGGCGGGCCCCCGGCUCAUCGUGUUCGUCAUGGGCGGUGUGGCCAUGUCAGAGAUGAGGGCCGCCUACGAGGUGACCAAGGCCACCGAGGGCAAGUGGGAGGUGCUCAUAGGCUCCUCGCACAUCCUCACCCCAACCCGCUUCCUGGAUGACCUCAAGAUGCUGGACCAGAAGCUGGAGGAUAUUUCCUUGCCCUGACCCCCGCCCCCAACGCACCUACCCCUUCCUUUCAGAGAAAUAAAUCCCUGCCUCCCUGUG
Messenger RNA from Condylura cristata (star-nosed mole), 1822 nucleotides. RefSeq names its product syntaxin binding protein 2 (gene STXBP2). Bases 77 to 1762 code for a protein of 561 amino acids. The record is from RefSeq and is a predicted model, not a curated record. NCBI's taxonomy places the organism in Eukaryota, Metazoa, Chordata, Mammalia, Eulipotyphla, Talpidae. The transcript is spliced from 18 exons. Gene Ontology annotation, molecular function: syntaxin-3 binding. Gene Ontology annotation, biological process: vesicle-mediated transport; neurotransmitter secretion; intracellular protein transport. Gene Ontology annotation, cellular component: secretory granule; plasma membrane.